AUGACCAUGCACACCGUGUGCAACCACUGUACAAGCAUCCUGGCAGAAUACGGCCGACCAGCCACUAUCGUGGCCGACUUCGGAUCUAAAAAAAAAAAAUUAAACGCAAAGAAAGCGGCAGCACGCUAUGUUGUAGUUCCCCAGUCCACCAUGAAGCCAACAGCCUGAAAGAGAGAGCAAUUGGAACCUCCCAGUUGCUGUUGCUGAAAGCACUAGGGGGGAAAGAAUGUCCGCUCACAGCAUUGUCGACAUAUCGCACGACCCCUCUUGAUGACCGAAUGCCAUCACCCCACGAGUUGCUGUUUGGACGUAAACCAAAAACAACACUCCCAGGCAGCGGAAAAGCACUGGCAUCCAAACACCUGGAUAAUGACCUUCACUAAGAAGCUAACGAGAGACGUCAAGAAAGGUAGGCGGUAUUCUAUGACAGAAGGGCUGGUAGUGACAAGAGGUCCCUUAGUAACCGAGAACCAAAGUUCGUCUGCAACACCUUGAAGAAUAUCUCGCAGCCGGGAACUUUGCUUAAUAGACCACAGCCAAUAGAGAGCCCUGGAACUUACACAGUGGACAUUCAAGGAACAAUCUACCAGAGAACUAUGGAGCACCUGAGACCAAGGAGUCAGAGCGAAGUAAAUGUACCCCCUUCGGCCGGCAGUAACCUUCCACGUACAUUGACCCCGGUACAAAGUUCCAAAGGUACACACGUACCCAACGUCAGGGCAAUAACGUCUCCUCAGUUGGCAGAAGGUAGCCCUAAGGGCAGUGUACCAACACGAGAUAAUGCAAAAAUAUCUGCGGUACGCAGUUUAGCAGAUAUUUGUUUUCUGCACGUUCUUAUAUGGUUAAUUACGUGUAUUAUCUGGUCUGUUUGUGUUUCUGUAUUCUUGGUGUUAAGUAUUUUGCAUACAGUUAUAUAAGUGUCUUGUUCAUUCGUAUUCGUCCUUCGGGUCUGUGAACGCCUAACAAGCCACAGUCUGAUUUUUUUUUUGUUACUUUGAAUUUCUCAGCUUAUUGAAAAUAUUGUUUGUUUUGUUUUCUAGUGACUGGAGUUCGGCUUUUGCUCACAUCUUUUUCUUCAUUUCAAUGACCAACCCUCGCCGUUACUGGCUACAAUAUAGAUGAAGAAAAGGAUUCAUUUGUCAAUCCUCAGAUGAGUGUGAUUUGAAUUAAUUAAGUGUUUCCGAAGAAUUUUUCCUGGGGAUAUCUGAUCAGGAGUUAUUUAAGGUCGCUUUAAGUCCUCCUUUAGGCUUUGUGAGUCCCGCUUAAAAGCACCUCAGUUCGCUGUUGCUACCAUUGCCCACUUCCGAAUUUUUAGCCAAUGGCUGUAUUAUGGAGCAUGGUGAGCCUCCAUUCUGACAGUAGCAGUCGUCAUCGAUCUUAUGCAGUCACGUAAACUGCUACCUCGUUCGUUAAAUACGGGACUUUUCGUACCUUAUCGCAUGUUCUUGAAGAGGGGCAACGAGGCUAUGAAUGGGACCUACAAUCUGGAUCGACAUUUCCUUAGAACACCAUAAGUAUAUAGGUUUUUCUUGGCCCUUCAAUGGUGUGCUUUGGUAGUUCGCUUUCUCGAUUUUAGUCUUUGGUCUAGUUAAGCGUUUGUUUUUGUUUUACUGGCUUUCUAUGGGUCUGAAGUUUCUUGUUUAUCUCGAUGACGCAAUUGGUAGUCAUGUCAGAGGACUUCCGCCGCCCGGUAGCUUUUAUUGAGCGCAAGGGGUUUAUUCUUCCGGUUUCCUAAUUGGUAAGGAGAACUCCUAAGUGACUCGGGUUUGCGGUGUGCACUAUUUGUUUUACGUUUUAGAUUCCCGAGAAGCAAGUCUUCAGCUAGUGUAGCGGCUUUGGCCGAAUUCUGCAAUUCACAAUGAGUCAUCUUUCUAUCGCAUAGCAGCUGGGAUGGCUGGUUCCAUUAUUUCACUUGCCUCGACAGCGGUGGGGCCCAUUCCCAUCUUCGUACAAGCCAGACGUAGGUAGCUAUAGAGUCUUCAUCGGCUUAGGAUCACCUUUUUCGUUUCACUCCCCCUCGGCUGGUGGAAUUGAAGUUUUCGUUUUUGUGACAUAGAUUCUUUAAACGGUAACUCCAUUCGGUCGAUUAUUUGGGUCAAAGUUCUAUUUUGGGGAAUUUGAUAGUUAUUUAAUAUUAUGUUUUGCUUUCUUUUGUAGAGCAGUUAAAGCAAAGGAGGGUGAAACUUUUCUCUGACAACCAGAGUGCUGCCAGAGUACUUUCCUUUGGUGUCUUUAAGGUCCAUACAGUCGGUGGCUCUAAGCGCUUUUCUUGUUUGUUUUCGCAUGGUAUUGUCUUGGAAGCACAGUGGAUUCCUAGAUCGCUCAACGGUAAGGCUGAUCCUUUGCGACGUUUCUUUGACAAGGAUGAUUCGCCAGUUAAUCUCUAUGUGUUUGGAGUCGUUGAAGCCCAAUGGAGUCCUCGCACGAAUCUUAACCGUUGCACAUUCUAUUAUAGAGCGCUCAGCUUCCGCGUUUUGACUCCUACUUUGCUUCUCCUCGUUGUAGGUGUGACCAAAGCCUUUGUCCGAGACUGAGUGGAAAGGAUAACUGGAUUUCCUUUCCAGUGGGUGUUGUAGUGGUCGCCUGUUUUGAGCCUGAUUUGAUAUAUUUGUGUGCCCGGUUUGGCACAUUUGUAUGGCAUGUGAGCCUGAUUUGGCUUAUUUUUUAGCCUGAUUUGGCAUAUCUGUGAGCCUGCUUUGGCUUGAGUUGUGAGUCUGAUUUGGCAUAUCUGUGAGUCAGCUUUAGCUCAUUUUAGAGGCUGAUUGGGCAUGUUUCAAGUCAUUUCAAUGGUGUCGGCUCGUUUUGGACCUGUAAUUUCAAUUCUUCUUUGCGCGAAUAUUUUGCUCAGCGCCUCCCUUGUCCAAUGUUUUUUGUUCAGUUAAGUAAAUAGCGCUGUAGUUGCUUUAUUUUUACGCUAUUUCUUUUAUUUCAGUUGCCCUAAAUUCCAGGUUAUGGCUUAAAACAGCCCCCCUGACUGACUCUUCGCUGAGGGAUACAGUUCCAGGCCUGACUGGUUUACAGUUGGAUGCUAACGCUCCAUCCACAGUCUUGAAGAUACGGGUCUGGCUUAAUGUGGUGGCGUGAGUGGCUUUAUCGAAGACUGGUGUUUCUUCUAUUCGAAAAGCCUUUGCAUGUCUCAUUGUAUCUAUCUAUCUAUCUUAGAGUUCUGUGGAUAACACUGGCGCAUCUUAUUUACAAUCUCCUGUUUACAGUAUAAAUUGGGGCCAUGCAGUGGCUGGUAUUUAAGUUUGUUCUGUUAGCCACCCAUUGCUUGAGUUUCCCUUUAAAUUAGAGAACGCCAAAAGAAGCUAGGCUUGAGCGCCUAAGUACCUGCUAUCUGUUAGUUCUGUAAUGCGAUUUCUGCAGAUUUUGCCUCUAAAUCGCGUUGUUUUCCAUCUAAAAUAUAUACAUGUAAUAGUUUUAUGUCGAUUUAUGUGUCGAUCUAUUUUGAACUCUAAGGCCUUGUCCCGUAGCUGAGACGUAGUGUUUUAUUAAGUUCUCGCUUCAGUCCUCCUCUGCGUUUCCAUUAGUUCGUAGAAUUGUCCAAGCUCAAUCUUAGGAGUACGGUACAUUAUACUUUCAUUCUAUUGCAAGUCUUUCUUUAUUCACGUUAUUUAGGAGGCGAGUUUAAGAGGCAUAUCAAGCCAUUAGUUAGUGAUGUUUCUUAGUAAGUACGGCACCCACAAGUGGGGGCGAGUCUGACGAGACCCUCAAUCCAACUUGUAGGAGAAUAGCAGGUGAUUUGUCGGAUAUCCACGCCGGUUGGAGGUGCGAGUCCACUAAGCCAGCAUAGGCAUUUUCGGCAUGGUCUUAACGAGCUCUCCGUAUCUAGAUCAGUUUCAGUCCAGGUGUAUUUCAUAGAGAUUUAGAUAUAUUUCAGAAUAUUUUCCAGAAUUUGCGUGUAAUUGAUGGCGCUUAGCCUUAUCGAAGUCACUUUCAGUCCAGAGGUAUACAAGUUUUAGUUUAUUUUCCAGUAUACACGUGUAAUGGUUUUAUUAGAAAAUCUUGCUUUUGUCUGUAAAGUUGCAAUUCUGAGUAAUUUCUUUAGAGUCCUGGCGAGGGACGUAAGUUGCACCUGGCCUGCCCCAGAUUUGCUGUGCUUUUUUCCCUACGGGUUUUUUUGGGACAGGUUUUUUCUGGCCACCCUGGCACACUUACAUGUAGGCUUUAGUUUAAUUUCAUUUACUGUAGUGUUUUAUUUUUUGGGUACAAUUAAAGUGGGUUAUAACGUUGCACCCAGGCCAUAUCCAAUAUUCUCCAUGAUUUGUUGUCUAUGUUGUUUCUUGUUUUUCUGUUAACUUCUAGAAAGUGCAGAAAUUACCUAGUUCCAAGCUACCUUGCAGUGAGAAGCAAGCUGAUCGUAAGCCAGUCGGAGCCGUCGUAGCCAGUGAAAGAACUGGCGACCAGUCAAAGAGCAAGGUACAAGAACAGGACGCAUCACCCUGUUUCCAACCAAGUUUA
Molecule: messenger RNA, 4461 nt
Organism: Porites lobata
Lineage: Eukaryota; Metazoa; Cnidaria; Anthozoa; Scleractinia; Poritidae
Source: the annotation of a GenBank genome assembly